AUGGCUAAGGUUUUGGUGAUCGUUGCGGCGCUGUUCGUGCUGGGAGCUGCGGCUCCGCAGUACCGAGAGCAGAAGCCUGGCACGCCGCUGCAAGAGCGCCGCACAAAGAUGGACUGGGAGGAGCUGACUAACACCAUUGAGGAGGUGUUCGGAAUCGCCACUUCGAGCCCCGAGGAGCGCCAGGAAUCUGAGGAAAUCGAUGAAUCUUCCAACGAGCGCCAAUCGGAGCGGAGACGCGAGUUCAUUGAGCGACAGCGUGAUCGUUCCGAUACUGCCAGGACUCUCGAGGAUCGCGAGGAACGCAAUCGUGAAGCGAUGGAACGAGCUCAAGGACGUUUGCCCGAACGCGAGGCACGUCGUCAGUCACGCCAGAAGGAAAAUCGCCAAUUGAAGCAGCUCAGCGAACGGAAGCGAAAACAGUGGGAGCAAGAUCAGGGUCAAGACGAGCAGCGUGAUGAGAAGAAGAAAGAUCGAUACUACAACGAUUUCCCGCUGUAUGAGUUCGCGUACGGCGUCCACGACCCCGAAACGGGUGACAACAAGGAGCAAUGGGAAAAGCGCGUUGGAGAUCACGUGAAGGGCAAGUACACGUUGGAUCAGCCGGAUGGGACGAAACGCAUCGUCGAGUACGAGGCGGAUGAUCGGAACGGGUUUGAGGCUGUAGUGAAGGAGAUCGAUCGUAUCGACGAUCGCCAUCGGGGAGAUGUUCGAUGGGGCCAUUCGGAUGGGCAGGUGGCACAGAGCUACAGCAAGCUCAAGAAAGUCGACUGA
This is a messenger RNA of Anopheles nili, 771 nucleotides long. Its product is annotated as trichohyalin-like. NCBI's taxonomy places the organism in Eukaryota, Metazoa, Arthropoda, Insecta, Diptera, Culicidae. The coding region runs from base 1 to 771 and encodes 256 amino acids. The record is from RefSeq and is a predicted model, not a curated record. Gene Ontology annotation, cellular component: extracellular matrix. The transcript has 2 exons.